CUCCUGCAUUGCUCGCGAAGAUCCUGCAUCCAAACACGACAACACGCAAUUGCGGUCAUUCGCGCUGCCCCCCGAGCAUGGCGGCCAACAACCGCUCUUUCGCGGCGCGCAUCGCCUCCAUCUCGUCCAACACCUCCAGGAUGGAGUCGUGGGACGACGGCGACUUCGACGACCGCUCCGACGGCCUGCUCUUCAAAAACUCGACAGUCCACUCGCUCUCAUCACGCAUGAGUGUGCGCUCCGAAUCAGAGUCCCAGGACGACUGGCAGUUUCUCAUCUCGCCCGACGACCAGGCCACAAACGCCUCUGCCAUCACCUCGGCCGCGAAGCAGGCCGGCAUCCCCAUACCCGCAAACGUGCCCUCGUCCGCCCUGCUAGGGGGGUCUAUCAAGAGGCUGGGGAAAAAGAAGUCGACCAAGAAAAUGGACGUCGACGAUGACUGGGGCAACGACCUCGAGCUGCCCGCAAACGCCUCCAAAGGCCUCAAGCUUAAGCCGCUCGCUGCUCGCCCGCCUGCUGACGAUGCCGAUGAUGACCUCGACUGGGGCGAGGGAUCCUUGGGCAUCCGCUUUGCAGGCACGCGACAGGCCACUCGCGGUGCCCGCAGCUCCUCGGUCUCCGCCAUGAGCCCUAGCCUGGGCAGCUGCAUGACAAUGGAGAGCGAAGAGGACGACCUGGGCGGCCUCGUCUUGCCCACCGAGCCCAUGGACUUUAGCGCCCGGCUGGAGAAACUCAAGAAGGCCGACCACCUACACCAGCAGGACUCAACCCAGCGUGCACCCGAACUAUCUCUCCUUCCACCGCUUCAGCUCGGUCCGACAUCUGCUCCAGCACCGCCUACAUCGUUCCCUACACAAGAACCACCCCUAUCACCCACCACUGGUCCCGCCUUCUUUUCACCCUUAGGGAGCCCCAAGGCUCCAUCGCCAAAGCCAAGGCCGGCUGCUGAGCCAGAGGAGGAUUUUGAAGAGGGUUUCGAGUUUGGCACUGGUGAAAUUCUGGACAGCAAGAAGCUCACCUUGAACAAGAACAUCGUCGUAAAGAAGACCACCAACAAGGCCAAUGCGUCACACGCCGCUCGUCCUGCGACCACACUCACCUUUACCGACCGGCCGACCAUAUCGCGAAUUCCAAGGCCACUACCGUCCAUCGCCAGCCGCACCCGGCUAACUCCCGUCUACGAGACCGGCGCGUCAGCCUCGAACCAAUCGUCAAGGACCAUGCCUACAACUACUAGCGCACAGCUCCUCCGCGCGAAGCGCUCUGCUCCUGUUCUCCGCAACAUAAGCUCUACUCAGCCGCCUCGCAUGCCCUUCAUCCCUGCUGGUGGUCCUUCCUCUCAGUCACACCACGUCAUGGCCAAGAGCACUUCACAAACUCAUCUUCGUCGUGACUCUGACUCUCGUCGUCCUCUUUCUCCUUCUAUGCGGUCUUACUCUCGCUCAUCUGGACAUCAGAAUGAGACACCGAGCCGCGCAGGGGUCCGACGCGAUUUGGCACCCUCUGCACUUGCACGCAACCCACUCCCAAGAAAGCUAACCCAGCCCCAGCGCAAGCGGAACUUUGGCGAUGGGCACGAACUUGACAUGUUUGAUGAUCUACCCACCUCGGCUACAAAAGAGAAGCAAUUCGAAAAGGUCCCACGUAAUGUUGGCAGUAACAAAUCCUUACGCACACAACCUAGUAAUUCCCGCCUGCCCAUGCCUGACCGCAUGGCGACGCCCCAGCCUCAGACUCCACGAAGUCCACCUAGAACGGACAACACUCCCCGAUUUGCUCGAGAUACUGCUGCGAGUAGGAACGCACGAGAGCAACGAUUGGCAGGUACGAGGUCAAGAGCGGAUGGCUCCGUCUCCCAAAGGCCUGUGAGCUGGGCUGCUCAAGUUGCCUCUCGCAGCCCUCAGUCUAGCCCAAAUCACAAGAAGAAAGGCUUAGGGCAGAAGCCUCAAUUGAUCCGCCAGAUGACCCAACCUCAGUCUUACAACGAGAAAGGCAUGACUUAUAACCCUACCCUACAGCGAUGGGAAGGUAACGAGGAGGAGCUCGUUUCCUUCUCCCACCCUAAUACUUCCACUACUACUCUUGCCUUGACCACUGCUAGUACACCAACUUUUGCACCCCCCUCUAACCAGACGGGCCGCCCACAUGACCGUUCGCAGUCCAUCUCGCACAUAGCGCUCUCGUCCAUUCAUGCUUCUCAAGCACACAGGAGCUUCUCGGCACGGGCAGCAAAACUUGCCCAGCCGCCAGCGCCAGCACCAGCACCCUCCCCGCCUCGACCUGCAUUGAUAUCUCAAAUCUCAGUGCCUCGAAGCGUGCAGUAUGAAGGCCGCAUGGUAUUUGAUCCUGUCAAGAUGACCUGGCUCAAAGCCCCUCGCCCAAUGAACGACGUUCGUUCACCUUCCGAAGUCGACGAGGACGAGGACCCCUUUGCUGGCCUUGAAGACUUGAAAGACAACGAGAGCGUUGCUGGCGGCAACGGUAUGAGUGGUACCGGCACGCCAAACCCCGAAGAUCCCGCCUUUGUAGGCGAAGAGUUCGACGUCGGUCCUAGUUUCAUCCGUCGUCAACGUGACGAAGAAGCCAUCUGGCGCCGUCGAGUCGAAGGUUGGGUCGGCGGCCUUCGCGACAACGGCGAACAUCCUGGCGGAUGGCGAUGGGCGAUCCGCGACUUCGCUGCCAGCGCGCCUGCUGGUAAUCCCGCGUUUUAACGACCUUGUAUAUGUGCAUCCGCAUUUACGAUUUUAUGAUCGCAUCCAAGAUUCCCCUCUUUGGGCGCAUAUUGUGGAACAUUGUUUCACAAAAAGUAAUGACUUGCUUGGAAUGUCUAUUUGAGAUAUCCCCCCCUGGAGUGUUAUGAAGGGCGUGCUUCAAUGCCGCCUCACUCUUACGACGUAUUUUACGACUUAAUGACGGCAUGACCGUAUUACAGAUGGGGCUUCAUUGCUCGGACACAUGACUCACGAAAUUUCCUUUGUAUAAUGAUCUGCGGCGUCUGGGUCAUCUUCAUUCAGUAUAUAAGAAAACAUUAAUACUACAUUGCUGCU
Molecule: messenger RNA, 3047 nt
Organism: Bipolaris sorokiniana ND90Pr
Lineage: Eukaryota; Fungi; Ascomycota; Dothideomycetes; Pleosporales; Pleosporaceae
Exons: 2
Coding region: 78-2711 (877 amino acids)
Biological process (GO): mitotic spindle orientation checkpoint signaling; regulation of Ras protein signal transduction
Cellular component (GO): SIN/MEN two-component GAP complex; mitotic spindle pole body
Molecular function (GO): GTPase activator activity
Source: RefSeq, a predicted model, not a curated record